UAAGCAAUUGGGAAUGUGUGACUAAAUGUAUGUAUGAGUGUGUGGGUACAAAAUUAAUGAUCACGUCGCUGUACGUAUUGCAUCUGUGUUCUGUUCAGGUAAACUACAUAACAAUAUUAUUGGAGGGAUGUAUGACCUUCGCUAGAAAGAGUAUACCUGGAUGGAUAUAUCUCGAGUACCCGGUGUACAGAGAAAGCUGGUAUUGUUUUAGAUAAUGGAGAUAAACUCCGCUGUGAACACACAAAACGGGUGAACAUAAAUGCGUUCUUGCAGCUGCAGGAGUCUAAUUAUUAUCAGACAGAAUUACCGCUGUACACAAGUAAGAGUGCUAUUGUUGGAAAUACAUUCGAAGUGACGAACAUUAUUGUGUAUAACUACAACCCUGAGAGGUUUAUUAAACUCCUUGUGCUGAAUAACUGUUUUCUAGAUAAAAAAAUCUGAGACGUUGAUAUAAAGGUUUGGAACAAUAAAAGUUAAAAAAUAACAACAAAAGGAGCAGACGAAGUUGGAAUUUGACAAUUAGAAGACAGUUACAAGUAAAAUGGCAGAGGAAGAGCUAUCCGACAUUCCCUAUCUAACUGAGGGAUACCUGGGACAACAGGCCAAGUUUGAGUCAUAUGGGCUGACCUGUGUCUCCCAUCCGGACCCAGUGAUUCGGCUGGACACCAACAAGGUUGAAAUCGUCAUUGGUAUGGCCGAAAAGACACGAUUCACCACGAAGUUCAAGCGCAUGGAACCAAUUAAGGAGAUGAACGAGUGUGUUUUCACUCAGAACAUGGAGUCUGAGGUCCAUUACAACAUCGCUGUUUCUCAACCUGGAUUUUACAAAUUUGAGAUAUACGCGUUGCCUAGCGGCGAAGCGGGACCGAAAUUUAUCAACGUUUUCAAUUAUUUGAUCCACGUCCGAGCGGUGAACGCUUACGUAGAACCCUACCCUAAACAGUACCCGCUAUGGAAACAGGAGGGCUGCUUUGUUUAUGAGCCAAUGAUGAUACAGAAGGGCUGUAACUACGGCGUAGCGUUCCGUUAUUACGUUCCCCGCGCUGUUGACGUACAAGUGAAGGCAGGUGAAGACUGGCAUAAGCUGGAGAAGGCUGAGCAAAAUAUCUACGAGGGAUACAUAGAUUUCGCCAAGCAUAACUACCCACCGGGGACGAAAGUAAAGCUGAAUGUGAAGUUCGGACGUAGCAACAAAUACGAUAUUCUUCUAGAAUAUACACUUUAAAGCGUUCUCAUGGCAACGGUGGAUACAUUUGUUUGUACUGCUGAUCUUUUAUGCAGUAAUGUAAACGACUGAACGCGCUAUGCGAUAAAAUAUGAACAGACAUUCUUCAGAUUUCGUGUUUUAGAGAACACUUUGUUUCUAAUAGCUUACAUUUGAAGGAAGCGUGUUUUGAGAAAUGGUAGGUCUGUGGAAAUUAUUACAACGAUCAAAGAGAGCACAUAUCGAGCUUUUUGCUUCACGCAGUCCUGCUAAUAAAACGAGUGUUAUUUCCAUUAUAACAGGAAGUCCUUGGAACCUGUGCCAAGAAACUGCCAGGAAAUGUAAAUGUACUAAGAUAUAUCGGUAUUCCUGCUUAAUCACAAGCAUGAUAGACUGGCCACUUCCUGCUUAUAUAUUCACAUAUACGUGUCAGGGUCAUCGGCAAGUCUUUCGAACAGUUUGGCUACAAGUAUCACCAUACGAUAUAUACACACGGAAUUGGCAUUUAAUAUAAAAAGUUUUGUGUCGACUUUGUUAUUGCAGUAUUUUUAUUACGUGAGACUUACUAGCGUUUGUAAACGUUGCCUGAGACUUUCACGAUUUUGUGUGGGGGGUAUUUGUGAUCUUUAAAAAAACGCUUAAAACUACUCCGCAUUUCAAAUCUGUACAACUAUUGUUUACAUGGCUAAAGUUUUACUUUUUUAUUGUGACUUUAUUUUGAUUGUUAGGCACUUUUUACUGUUUAUCUGUGUUUGGUUAAUAAAUCUUCGAAAAAUA
Messenger RNA from Mya arenaria, 1981 nucleotides. RefSeq lists its product as uncharacterized. Lineage: Eukaryota; Metazoa; Mollusca; Bivalvia; Myida; Myidae. The record is from RefSeq and is a predicted model, not a curated record. The transcript has a single exon. Bases 542 to 1225 code for a protein of 227 amino acids.